AUGUUACUUUUUUUCCCUAUCUAUUCUUGUUGCAACAAUUUCAGCCUCUGUCAAUCAUUCUUGUCCCCUAGUUUAUUUUUGUCUAUAAACGGACAUUUCCUGACUGCUCCAAUUACCGUCUCCCCAGCCAGUUUUCUUAAAUUCAUCAUACCGAACUCCCCCUUUCCCCCUUCCAUAACCAUUCCUCUUUUCCAAUCCGUCCUACCGUCCGGUUGUCCGGCAGCCUUCGUCCGUCCAAAGCUACAUUUUUACCCUCUUAUUAUAUUCCACUUCCCUAUCCGAUUUAAAUUCUUCGACUACUUUCUUACUUUUGCUCUCUCUCUCUCUCUCUCUCUCUCUCUCUCUCUCUUUUUCACUCGCUCACUGUUCUCUCUCUCUCUCACUUUCCAUCCUCUCCGAUUUUCUCUCUCCCCCUCUCCUCUUUCUCUCUCCCUCUACUCUCUCUCCCCCUCCGCUCUCUCCCAUUCCUCUCUCUCUCUCUCUAUCUACCUCUCUCACUCUCUCUCACUCACUGUAUUAUGUCUAUUCUAUCCGAUUUUCUCCCUCUGUAUCACUCUCUCUCCCUUUCUCUCACUAUAUGCUCUUACAUUCUAUCCGAUUCUCUCUCUCCAUCUCUUUCACUAUAUUCUAUCUAUCUAUCUAUCUAUCUAUCUAUCUAUCUAUCUAUCUCUAUCUAUCUGUUUUCAUCAUGCAAGUUCCCUUUUUCUUUCAAUAAAAAAUUCGCCGUAUUUUUCUUCUCAUAAAUUAAUUCUCUCUCUCUCUUCCUCUCUCUCUCCUCUCUCUCUCUCUCACUUACACUCUCUCUCUCUCUCUCUCUCUUUCUAUCUAUCUAUCUACAAUUGUAACAAUCUCUUGGAGCAAGACAAGCUCAGUGAGGCACAAAAAGACAUCCUCAAGGUCGGACGUAACUCCUACCUAUAA
This is a messenger RNA of Acanthosepion pharaonis, 921 nucleotides long. The record is from the annotation of a GenBank genome assembly. Lineage: Eukaryota; Metazoa; Mollusca; Cephalopoda; Sepiida; Sepiidae.